Messenger RNA from Camelus dromedarius (Arabian camel), 2406 nucleotides. It is a transcript of the gene PKM, whose product is annotated as pyruvate kinase M1/2. Gene Ontology annotation, cellular component: cytoplasm. The record is from RefSeq and is a predicted model, not a curated record. Gene Ontology annotation, biological process: glycolytic process; cellular response to insulin stimulus. The transcript has 11 exons. Bases 175 to 1770 code for a protein of 531 amino acids. Gene Ontology annotation, molecular function: magnesium ion binding; potassium ion binding; pyruvate kinase activity. NCBI's taxonomy places the organism in Eukaryota, Metazoa, Chordata, Mammalia, Artiodactyla, Camelidae.
GGGGCGGGCCGGCGGAGGGAUCGCGGCGCCUGCAGCCGGUAUAACCUUGAAGCUGAGGCCACGGAUCCCGCAGUCGGGCGGCGCGCAGCGAUAUUUCGGGCGUCUCUGCAGCAGCAGUAGCGCAUCCUAGCCAGACCACGUCGGAGUUCCCCUGGACCCAAGACCUCAGAAGCCAUGUCGAAGCACCACAGUGAUGCCGGGACCGCCUUCAUCCAGACCCAGCAGCUGCACGCGGCCAUGGCUGACACGUUCCUCGAGCACAUGUGCCGCCUGGACAUUGACUCGCCGCCCAUCACGGCCCGGAACACUGGCAUCAUCUGUACCAUCGGCCCAGCUUCCCGAUCGGUGGAGACGUUGAAGGAGAUGAUUAAGUCUGGAAUGAACGUGGCUCGUCUGAACUUCUCUCAUGGGACUCACGAGUACCACCAGGAGACCAUCAAGAACGUGCGUGCGGCCACUGAGAGCUUUGCCUCUGACCCCAUUCUCUACCGGCCAGUGGCUGUGGCCCUGGACACUAAAGGACCUGAGAUCCGAACUGGGCUCAUCAAGGGCAGCGGCACCGCCGAGGUGGAGCUGAAGAAGGGAGCCACGCUCAAGAUCACCCUGGAUAACGCCUACAUGGAGAAGUGCGAUGAGAACGUGCUGUGGCUGGACUACAAGAACAUUUGCAAGGUGGUGGAAGUGGGCAGCAAGGUCUACGUGGACGACGGGCUCAUCUCUCUGCUGGUGAAGCAGAAAGGUGCUGACUUCCUGGUGACGGAGGUAGAGAAUGGCGGCUUCUUGGGCAGCAAGAAGGGUGUGAACCUCCCUGGGGCUGCAGUGGACCUGCCUGCUGUGUCAGAGAAGGACAUCCAGGAUCUGAAGUUUGGGGUGGAGCAGGACGUGGACAUGGUGUUCGCGUCUUUCAUCCGCAAGGCAUCUGAUGUCCACGAUGUCAGGAAGGUCCUGGGAGAGAAAGGGAAGAACAUCAAGAUAAUCAGCAAGAUCGAGAAUCACGAAGGAGUUCGGAGGUUUGACGAGAUCCUGGAAGCCAGUGAUGGGAUCAUGGUGGCUCGAGGUGAUCUGGGCAUUGAGAUUCCUGCAGAGAAGGUCUUCCUUGCUCAGAAGAUGAUGAUUGGGCGAUGCAACCGAGCCGGGAAGCCUGUCAUCUGUGCCACGCAGAUGCUGGAGAGCAUGAUUAAGAAGCCUCGCCCCACCCGGGCUGAGGGCAGUGACGUGGCCAAUGCCGUCUUGGACGGAGCCGACUGCAUCAUGCUGUCUGGAGAGACGGCCAAAGGGGACUACCCACUGGAGGCUGUUCGCAUGCAGCACCUGAUAGCUCGUGAGGCUGAGGCAGCCAUGUUCCACCGCAAGCUGUUUGAAGAACUUGUGCGAGCCUCAAGUCACUCCACAGACCUCAUGGAAGCCAUGGCCAUGGGCAGCGUGGAGGCUUCUUAUAAGUGUUUAGCGGCAGCUUUGAUAGUUCUGACGGAGUCUGGCAGGUCUGCUCACCAGGUGUCCAGAUAUCGCCCCCGCGCCCCCAUCAUUGCUGUGACCCGGAACCCCCAGACAGCUCGCCAGGCCCACCUGUACCGCGGCAUCUUCCCUGUGGUGUGUAAGGACCCAGUGCAGGAGGCCUGGGCCGAGGACGUGGACCUCCGGGUGAACUUGGCCAUGAAUGUUGGCAAGGCCCGAGGCUUCUUCAAGAAGGGAGAUGUGGUCAUUGUGCUGACCGGGUGGCGCCCUGGUUCUGGCUUCACCAACACCAUGCGUGUCGUUCCUGUGCCGUGAUGGGCCCGGAGCCCCUCCUCCAGUCCCUGUCCCGCCCGCCUUCCCCAACCCAUCCAUUAGGCCAGCAACGCUUGUAGUGCUCACUUGGGGCUGUAACGUGGCACUGGUGGGCUGGGAUGCCAGGGAAGACAAUGCUCUGUGAAACAUGGCUGUUUGGAAGACCCUGUUUCAGUGCGGUAGUUCAGAGCUGGGCCACCCAUCAUCACGUGGCCCUGUCCAAGCAAGGGACAAAGGAGGGCUGCAGGCAGGACUGGAGGCCCCAGAGCUUCACACAGAGGGCAGCAGUUCUGCUUCUCUUCCUUUGUGUACUCGAUUCGGUUCUUGUAGAAAACGGGUACCCAGAGAACUCCCAGCCCUGGCCUGGGAUCAGGAGAGAGUCAGCAGAGAGUUAGGGCAGGGGGCAGUGGUUCCAGUUUCUGCAGACUCUGGCUCCAGUCCUGGCCCUUACUUGCUUCUCCAACCCACUCAGCCUCCCUCACUCCCACCGUGUUCAUUGUGCACGUCUGUUCCUUCACUCCAUGGGCUGUGGCUGCAGACACUCCAUCCCCCUCUUCCUUCUCCCCCACUUCUGCAGCCGCCUCCAGGCCUGUUGCUAUAGAGCCUACCUGUAUGUCAAUAAACAGCAGCUGAAGCACC